Messenger RNA from Oncorhynchus masou masou (cherry salmon), 8426 nucleotides. Its product is annotated as protein unc-13 homolog B-like. Gene Ontology annotation, biological process: presynaptic dense core vesicle exocytosis; synaptic vesicle priming; dense core granule priming. Gene Ontology annotation, molecular function: syntaxin-1 binding; phospholipid binding; calmodulin binding. The record is from RefSeq and is a predicted model, not a curated record. Gene Ontology annotation, cellular component: presynaptic membrane; neuromuscular junction; synaptic vesicle membrane. The transcript has 34 exons. NCBI's taxonomy places the organism in Eukaryota, Metazoa, Chordata, Actinopteri, Salmoniformes, Salmonidae. The coding region runs from base 810 to 7604 and encodes 2264 amino acids.
GUUUCCUGUGAGCAACAAGCUGCAUUCUCUCCGACUGGAGGAGGAGGAGGGAGAGGUGAGAGAAAGACUAACAGGAUGGAGGGACCAUAGAUUGAUAAAGAAAAAUGAGGAAAGAGUGACUGUGAGUGACUGUGUCCGAGUGUGAAAAAUAGGAUGAUUGAGAAAGAGAGUGAUAGAAUGAAAGAGAACCAGAAUGAGUCAACUGUAUAAGAAAGAACUGAGAUAGAUAUUGACAAGACAAGAUUAAAGGAGAAGAGAGGGCGAGGGCGAGAGGGACAAAGUGAGUGACAGUGACACAGAAACAGGUGGGGGUUUUGAGCCAGUCUUACUUCUGUGAGAAAAAGAGAGAGAAUAUAGAAAGAGAGAGAGAAGAAACUGCUUAUCUUUCCGUUUCUCUUUUUGGACGGGGUCUGAUACAAGCGCUGGCUACAUACCUCUCCGUCCACCUCUGGAGUCGGAGGCUGAUGGGAUUGAUCCUGGAACACAGGGGGGGGGGGGGCACGCCCUUACUUCUAUCAUUUUUUCAGCCUUUUUAAAAUAAGCUCUCCUGUUGAUGUGUGAGGACUCUGCUCUUCUUGUGGAUCUCCCCCCCUUUUUUAAGGGGUGUUUCUGCUGAUUUUAAACUUUAUUCCACUCUUCCUUUUGAUGGUUCUAGAUUUAUGACUGGAGGUAUCUCUGUGAGUUCCUGAUAGGUGCACCCAUGAGUCUGUUGUCUCGGACUUAGAUGCUGGCCCACUCCUGUAAUGUGACUCCAGCAACAAUGUGGGGGGACACCUGAGGGUAGGAGCCCUCCCCUUUUGUCCCAGAAGAUGUUCUCCAGGAACCGCUUCAAUGGACAACACAGAACAGGUGUCGCCCCCAAAGUGGACACCAAGGAGAAGGUUCGCAAAAAGAGGGCCCCCAACCCCAGGGUAGCUCUUGUCAUCCGUGAGAAGAUCCACCGCCUGCUCCAAGGAUCAGGACAGGAAGUACCUGCCCCAGACCAUAACAAUGCUGGGAUCGAGGAGGAGGGGGUAGUUGAGGUGCAGGAGAAGAGAAAGGAAGGCACAUAUAUUUUUGCGAGGUGUGGGCCCAGAGAGGAAGCUUGCUCCUCGAGGGUCCCCAAUGGUAAGGCACAUCGAGGAGUGUCAGGGGCAUCCUGUGUUGGAGAGGUGGAGCUAAACAGAGAGGGCUGUGUCAGGAUCCCUUGCACUCUGCAGCACAACAGUAGCAGCUGCCAGUCUCCAAGGAAGCAGAAAUGGAUCAUCCCAGAUGGGAUCAGGACUGUCCCAGAACAGCGACGAACACCCAAACACCAGAAAUGGAUCAUCCCGGCAGGGAUUCGAACAAUUCCAGAAUGCAGAAGAGAAGCUCAACACCAUAACCGGAUUGGUCCAAACAGGAACGGUUCUGGGUUUGGCGCAGUGGCAGGAGCAGAAGGGGGUAAGGCUGAAUUCACUAGGACACGUGCAGAACCAAAAAGGCCUGUUUCUUUGGGUGACUAUGUGGAUUACAGAACUCGGCACGACACUCUGCUGGAGGAGGACGAGGAAGAAGACCAGGAGGAGGAGGAAUAUGAGGAAGAAGAGUCUAGCGCCAUCAUCGAUCACAUCCUAAAGGAGCUAAGAGGGAUCAACAAGAUCCAGGAGGAGAUCUCAGACCUGCGGAACUACCUUACGUCUGUCCGUGGCUCUGUAGAGGAGGUAUCUUCCUGUGUGGAUGCUGUGCUCCUGGAGAUAGAGGGCAUUCGCUCGGGAAACAAGGCCAGUGUCAGUCCAGGGGGUGCGGCUUGGUCUGGGGCAGCACUGGGCAGUGAUGGGUCACUCUUAACCCCUCGCCAGAGGCCUGUCAGUGCUUAUGGCAGUUUGGACAGGCAGAUGGAGCAUUCAAUUUCCAAUGUCUGCCGGCCGUCCGUCUUCAGUGAACGCCACAGCAUACACGGAAUGCCAGUUGAGUUCCACUUGCCAACGUUAGAAGAAACGUCUACCACAGUCUCGCCAGGCACAGAGUCAGUUGAGCUUGAGGGCCAGGAACAGGAGGAGGAGGAGGUUGAGACGGAGGACACAUCGGAACACAGCUCAGACAUCCCAGAACCCACCAUCAUCAGGAAGCUGAGCUUUGGCUACCUGGAGCAGCAGGACGGCCAGGACUUCCCCAGCAUCAGCUCCCUGUCCUCAGGACACAGCCCCAAUUCAGAGUCUGACCUCGAGAGGCCCUUGUCCAGACAUGGUGCAGGGCAUGGUGGGGCUAGUGGUAGUAGUAGGGGUGCUGGGGUAGAGGGCUUAGGCGCUGCUGGCCCACAGCAUGGUGGGUCUGGGGAGACUAGGUGGCAUGAAGAAAGCUCUUACUCCAGACAGGUGAGUCUGGAAGUGCAAGAGGGAGAGGGGCCUGCCUGCUUGGAGGGGACAGGGAGCCGGUACAGGGGCUCAGGGGGGUACAGUACCGGUACUCUGGGCCUGUCCUCCACAGGAAGCUCGGACCGCCUCUCCCUUCAGUCUGGACUACUCUACAACCCCCCCAGCACCUCCAGCCAUGAAGAGUGGCGCGCCCAUAGACGGAGGCCAAAACCACAGCCUGGUACUCAAUUUCCGACCGAUGCCCACACAGAGAGCCACCGCCUGGGGUACGAGUGUGCUGCUGAUUACUCAUAUCACCAGAGCUCUGGUUACCACUCAGUGGAAGGACAUACUGAUGAGGUGGAAGGGUACAGCCACGCAGAUACCCCCACAGAUCUCAGCUACACAACUGACUCCAAAGUUGAUAGUUUGCAGGAGACUUAUUCUGGCUAUGAGUGUGGCAUUACUGAAGAGUCUACAGAUGGAACUUAUACCUGGACUGAGAACUCCUUACUGAGCCACAGCAUUGCGGCUGAAACAGACAUUCCAUCGGUCAGGGGAGAUAAAACAGGCAUUUCAUUGGUCAGAGGGAAAGAGGAUACAGUUAUUCCAGACCUGGAUGGCCGCCUCCCUCGCCCUAACAGCACAGAGAUCCAAAACAUGGGUUUUAAUGUGAAGCGGAUUGGCCAAGCUGUGCUGGACUUCAGUUCUGCCCUGCGGGAUGCGCUACGCAAGCUGGAAGAACCCGGAACUGCCCAGAGUCCUGGAGUCGAGAGCGAGGUGGAGCUACCCACAAGCCUCUUUGAUGAGCCUCAAAUGGACUUACCCCAUGCAGAUAUGUCUCAAACGUCCCAAGAGGAUGGGGUGAACCCAGGGGCCAUGGACGACACAGAGGGACAGAUCCAGACCAGUGUUCUCUCUUCUGCUCCCUCAGAGCCCUCCCCCAGUGAACCCCUGCCAGAAGAGAUCAGUGAUGUCCUCCCACAGGACCAUGAUGACCCUUGCAAAACUUUUCCCCUUCCCUACCCUGGACAAGAUGUUUACCACCCAGGCCUAGACUUUUCCUCAGCUGGUCCAGAGCCUACCUUCUCCCCACCCCAUAUAGAAUCAGAGGAAAAGGGAGCGUCUCCUUUGCCCCAGGGCCCAACAGACGCCCCCACUCUCAACACCUCGCUAUCGCAAUGCACCACUGCAGAGUCCCUUUCGCUUUCCUCCUCGGCUGAGGAGCUGGCACCGCAGGAGAAGCAGGGAGACGAACCCCCACCGCUGUCGCCUCCGCAGCCCAACACAGAAGCAGAUGUCCCAGAUACCCCUGCAGCCCCUGAGGGUGAGGCAGCGGGAGAGGCAGAACCAAAGGAGCACCCCCCGGAGAUAAGCCAGAGGGAGGUGCGGAGGCUGAAGUGCCUGAGGACCUUCCAGCAGAUCCUGCAGGAGAAGAGGGAGACGCAGCAUCAGGUCACCAGCAUGACCAUGUCCACGUUCGAGGAGGGUGACCUCAUCCCAGAUGGAAGUCAAGAUGAUCAGGGCCGAGAUGGAGACCCCAGCCUGCAUCCGUGGGCCAAGCCUGGUGGCGCCACGCCCUUUGGGAUCGACAGCAUGCCUGACCUCCGCAAGAGACGGCCUAUCCCCCUGGUCAGCGAGCUGGCAAUGUCCAUGUUGCAGGCCAGGAAGGCAGGGCUCUCUAUGGCUACAAAGACGUCCCAGAAGGACCAGGAGCUGAAGAACCAUGUGUAUAAGAAAACCCUGCAGGCUCUGAUCUACCCCAUCUCCUGCACCACGCCCCAUGCCUUCCAGGUGUGGACCGCCUCCACACCCACCUACUGCUAUGAGUGUGAGGGACUGCUUUGGGGCAUCGCACGCCAGGGCAUGAGGUGUGCUGAGUGUGGGGUCAAAGUUCACGAGAAGUGCCAGGAGCUGCUCAACGCUGACUGUCUGCAGAGGGCGGCUGAGAAGAGCUCUAAGACGGGAGCAGAGGACCGGACGCAGCACAUCAUCACAGCUAUGAAGGACAGGAUGAAGAUCAGGGAGAGGAACAAGCCGGAGAUCUUUGAGGAGAUCAGGGCUGUGUUUGGCGUCACUAAGCUGCUCCAUGCGCAGCAGAUGAAGACUAUUAAACAGAGUGUGUUAGACGGAACCUCCAAGUGGUCUGCCAAGAUCACCAUCACAGUUGUCAGUGCUCAGGGUCUCCAGGCUAAAGACAGGACUGGCUCCAGUGAUCCCUAUGUGACCAUUCAGGUGGGGAAGACUAAGAAGAGAACCAAGACCAUAUAUGGAAACCUCAACCCUGUCUGGGAGGAGAAAUUCAACUUCGAGUGCCACAACACGUCGGACCGUAUCAAACUGCGUGUUUGGGACGAGGAUGAUGACAUCAAGUCCAGGGUGAAACAGCGUCUGAAGAGGGAGUCUGAUGACUUCCUGGGUCAAAGCAUCAUCGAGGUCAGAACACUCAGCGGAGAGAUGGACGUCUGGUACAACCUGGAGAAGAGGACUGACAAGUCAGCAGUGUCUGGGGCCAUCAGGUUACAGAUCAGUGUGGAGAUUGAAGGGGAGGAGAAAGUAGCGCCGUACCACGUUCAGUACACCAGCCUGCAUGAGAACAUGUUCCAUUACUCUACUGACGUGGUGGGUCAGGGGGUGGUGAAGGUGCCUGUUGCCUAUGGAGACGAUGCGUGGAAGGUCUACUUCGAUGAGGUGCUGCAGGAUAUCGUAGAUGAAUUCGCCAUGCGCUACGGCAUCGAGUCCAUCUACCAGGCCAUGACUCACUUUGCCUGUCUGUCCUCUAAGUACAUGUUGUCUGGUAUUCCUGCUGUGAUGAGUACUCUGUUGGCCAAUAUCAACGCCUUCUACGCCCAUCCUACAGCCAUCACCAACGUCUCUGCAUGUGACCGCUUCAAUGCCUCCAACUUCGGGAAAGAUCGUUUUGUUAAACUCAUGGAUCAACUGCACAACUCUCUUCGGAUCGACCUCUCCACAUACAGAAAUAACUUCCCAGCCAGUAGUAAGCCCCGUCUGCAGGACCUGAAGUCUACAGUGGAUCUGCUGACAAGCAUAACCUUCUUCAGAAUGAAGGUGUUGGAACUACAGAGCCCCCCCAGGGCAGCCCAUGUUGUGAGAGACUGUGUGAAGGCCUGUGGAAACUCCACCUAUGAGUACAUCUUCAACAACUGUAUAGAGCUCUACAUGAGACAGUUCCAGCCUGCCGUCGAGCCUCCCAAGCCAGAGAAGAAGAAGAAGGAGAAGAAGAAGAAGAAGGAGAAGAAACAGGGAGAAGAAGGGGAGGAGGGAGAGGAGGAGGCUGAGGAAGAAGAGGAGGAGGAGGAGGAAGAAGAAGAGGAAGAGGAGGAAGUGAAGAAGGAGCCAGAGGAGACGGGGCCUACUAUCCACAACCUGGACUUCUGGCCGAAACUCAUCACUCUCAUCGUCUCCAUCAUAGAAGAAGAUAAGAACGCCUACACACCCAUCAUUAACCAGUUCCCUCAGGAGCUCAACGUGGGGAAGGUCAGUGCUGAAGUCAUGUGGACGCUGUUCGCUCAGGACAUGAAGUACGCCCUAGAAGAGCACGAGAAACAUCGUCUGUGUAAGAGUGCUGACUACAUGAAUCUUCACUUCAAGGUCAAGUGGCUUUACAACGAGUAUGUGAUCGACCUGCCUGCCUUCCAAGACACUGUACCAGAGUAUUCUGCGUGGUUUCUGCAGUUUGUCCUUCAGUGGCUGGGUGAGAACGAGGAUGUGUCCAUGGAGUUUAUGAAUGGAGCUCUAGAGAGGGACAAGAGGGAAGGGUUCCAGCAGACAUCGGAGCAUGCUCUGUUCUCCAGUUCAGUAGUGGACAUCUUCACCCAGCUCAACCAGAGCUUUGAGAUCAUCAAGAAACUAGACUGCCCUGACCCCAAGGUGCAGGCCCACUACAACAGGCGAUUCGCCAAGACCAUCACCAAGGUGCUGAUGCAGUACUGUGCUAUCCUGUCCAAGGAGUUCCCCUCCUACUGCCAGAAGGAGAAGAUACCAUGUGUGUUGAUGAAUAACAUACAACAGAUGCGGGUCUUGUUGGAGAAGAUGUUUGAGUGCAUGGGGGCUAAACAGCUGGAUUCGGAAGCUGCGGACAUCUUGAAUGACCUGCAGGUCAAACUGGCCACCGUCCUGGACAACCUGAGCGCCAUGUUCGGCAAGAGUUUCCAGGCCCGUCUCACCGUCUGCAUGCGUCAGAUGGCAGAGAUCCUGUACCAGAUCAAAGGUCAUCCCAACCGUCAGACAGCCGAGGCCGACGCUGACAACAUGCUGAGGCCUCUCAUGGAGUUCCUGGAUGGAAAUCUCAGUCUGUUUGCUGACACCUGUGAGAAGACGGUUCUGAAGAGAAUACUGAAGGAUCUGUGGAAGAUCGUCCUCAGCAGCCUGGAGAAGACCAUCAUCUUACCACCGAGCAACGACGGCUUCGGAGCUCAGAUACUGACUGCUGCAAAGGGACUGUCCAACCUGAAGGGAGGGGGCGAGGCCAAAAGCCUGACGCCCAAACAGUGUGUCAUCAUGGAUGCUGCACUGGAAACUAUCAAGCAAUACUUCCAUGCAGGGGGAAAUGGUCUGAAGAAGGCCUAUGUGGAGAAGAGUCCUGAGUUAUCUUCGCUGAAAUAUGCUCUGUCCCUCUACUCUCAGAGCACUGAUGCACUGAUCAAGAUCUUUGUAACUACACAGCACGCACAGGUUCAUAAUGGGAUGGGCAUCAGGAUUACCCCCAGUGAGAAGGUUCGGCCAGACAGAGGUUCAGGAGUGGAGAAGCCCGUUGGUGAGGCCCAGAUCCAGGUAGACAUGGUGCCUCCAGGCAAAGACAAGAUCCACAAGGUCAACAUCAGAGUGAUAGCGGUGAAUGACAUGAGGUGGCAGACAUCAGGGAUGUUCCGUCCCUUCGUGGAGGUCAAUAUGAUUGGUCCGCUCCUUGCAGCCCAGAAGAGGAAGUUCACCACCAAGUCAAAGAACAACAGCUGGACAGCCAAGUACAAUGAGACCUUCCAAUUUAUCCUGGGUAAGGAGUCUCCAGACUGCUAUGAGCUGCAGGUGACGGUGAAGGACUACUGUUUCGGCCGGGCCGACCGUGUUGUGGGCGUGGCCGUGGUCCAGCUCCGAGACGUAGCUGACAGGAAGUCGUGUGUGUGCUGGUGCCCGCUGGGCGGAACCAUCCAGAAGGACGAGACGGGCGUAACAGUGAUGCGUAUCUUGUCUCAGCGUGCGGCCGACGAGGUGGCCAAGGACUUUGUCAAACUGAAGGCCGAGACACGCCCUGUAGAGGAGGGCAGAUGAUGAGGAGGUGUGGAGAGAGGAUAGAUAGAGGAGAAAUGAGGUGGAGAGAGGAUAGGUAGAGGAGAGGUGGGUAGAGGACAGGGAGGAGAGAGGACGGUGAGAGGAGAGGUGGGGAGAGGACAGGGAGGAGAGAGGACAGGGAGAGGAGAGGUGGGGAGAGGACAGGGAGGAGAGAGGACAGGGAGAGGAAAGGUGGGGAGAGGACAGGGAGGAGAGAGGAUAGGGAGAUGAGAGGUGGGUAGAGGACAGGGAGGAAAGAGGAUAGUGGAGAGAGGAUCCGUAGAGGAGAGGUGAGGAGAGGAGAGGGGAGAAGAGAGGACAGGGAGGAGAGCGGAGAAGAGAGAGGAUAGGGAGAGGGGAGGAGAGGGGAGGAGAGAGGACAGGGAGAGGGGAGAGAGGAUAGGGGGAGGAGAGAGGAGAGGGGAGGUAGAGAGAGGAUAGGUAGAGGAGAGGGGAGGAGGAGGGAGGAUAGGUAGAUGAGAGCCUAUCACAAGAUGGAGUUGAAAGAGGAGACACGCUCCGUGGAAGAGUGGGAGAUGAACAUCAGGAUAGAAGUUAAUAAAUGUUAUGUUUCCUGGUCCUCUGGGCCAAUGAGAGGGCCUGGAGCAGGCACAUGACUGAUGAGGGACCAAUCGGAGACGUUCACUGUAUGCAUCAACGUAGUGGAGUGUGACACAACACCACAUACCUUCACCGUUGCAUUCAUAUCACACACACACACCCACAGACGCACAGACGCACACACACACACACACACACACACACACACACACACACACACACACACACACACACACACACACACACACACACACACACACA